Malania oleifera is the source of this 1152-nucleotide messenger RNA. Its product is annotated as thaumatin-like protein 1b. Lineage: Eukaryota; Viridiplantae; Streptophyta; Magnoliopsida; Santalales; Ximeniaceae. Gene Ontology annotation, biological process: defense response. Gene Ontology annotation, cellular component: extracellular region. The transcript has 3 exons. The record is from RefSeq and is a predicted model, not a curated record. The coding region runs from base 57 to 872 and encodes 271 amino acids.
AGAGGUUGUCUCGAAGACUCAAACCAACGUUACUGCUUACUGCAAUAACUCCACUAAUGCAUUGUCUUCCUCCCGCUCUCCUCUCUCUUAUUCUCCUCACCAUUUGCUCGGGCGCAGUUUCGACGACUUUCACCAUUGUCAACAAGUGCAACCACCCUGUAUGGCCAGGUUUACUUUCCGGCGCCGGCACGCCGCAGCUCCCGACCACCGGCUUCCUCCUCCAAGCCGGCGAGUCCAAGACCAUUCCCGUCCCGCCCCACUGGUCCGGCAACAUGUGGGGCCGCACCCUCUGCGCCACCGACUCCGCUGGUAAGUUCUCCUGCACCACCGCUGACUGUGGCUCCGGCACCCUCGAGUGCGCCGGCCGGGGCCCCAAGCCCCCGGCCUCCCUCGUCGAGUUCACUCUUGAUGGCGCCGGCGGCCUGGACUUCUUCGACGUCAGCCUCGUCGACGGCUUCAACCUCCCGGUGCUGAUCACCCCCCACGGCGGCACGGGCGUCAACUGCACGGCAACAGGGUGCGAGGAAAACCUGAACGAGGGCUGCCCGUCGGAGCUCCGGGCCGCUGAGCCGGAUGGGCAGAGCGUGGGGUGCAGGAGCGCGUGCGACGCGUUCGGAGGAGAACAGUACUGCUGCAGCGGCGCGUUCAACUCCCCGCAGAUUUGCAAGCCCACGAAGUACUCGCUGUACUUCAAGAGCGCCUGCCCAAGCGCGUACAGUUACGCGUACGAUGACGCGACCAGCACUUUCACUUGUUCCGACGCCGAUUACGUCAUCGCCUUCUGCCCUUCUCCGCAUGGGAGUGAAAAAUCAGGACAGAGUCCCAAUAUGGCACCGUUAUCUGGUGAAUCAUUUGCAAGUUCAAAUUCAUAAUCACCGCUGCUACUUCCAUCGUCAUGACGAUCACCACCUUCGUUAUCAUGGUUAUUUUCAUCAUCAUCAUCAGCAGCAUCAUCUUACGUCUUUGCCGGAGCCCUCCACCUCCUCACUGUAGCUCGGUUUAUCUUCUGAUUCAAUUUUCUUUUCUUGGAUUAAGAAUCUACCUCGACCAACAUAAGAUACAUUUAAGUGGGGAGAUUAUGUAGUCAUAUAAUUUUUAUUGCAGUGGCUAAGGUUGAGGAGGAAUAGCAGUUGAACUAGAUCGAUUAAUCUA